Messenger RNA from Rhizoctonia solani, 2964 nucleotides. RefSeq names its product bZIP transcription factor. Gene Ontology annotation, molecular function: DNA-binding transcription factor activity. The transcript is spliced from 6 exons. Lineage: Eukaryota; Fungi; Basidiomycota; Agaricomycetes; Cantharellales; Ceratobasidiaceae. Gene Ontology annotation, biological process: regulation of DNA-templated transcription. The coding region runs from base 1 to 2964 and encodes 987 amino acids. The record is from RefSeq and is a predicted model, not a curated record.
AUGGCAAGGGACAAGCGAGUCGGAAAGCAGGACCGAGAAGAUGUAAUUGGGCACUUGGGGUGGAGUUGGAAACCUCGUGGUGAUGUUCAGAAUUUCAUCGGGGCGGGUGUCUGGAUGCACGAGGCUAUGUUGGGCGCGGUAUUGGCUCAGCGAGGGUUCAGGGCGUCGGGGGAGGGGAGCGACGAGGAGAGCGCAAUGGACGAUGGACAAGACAUGGGUGUCGAUGGGUGGGCAAGGGAAGAGGUGCCUUGUACUCGACCACGACCACCACUCUCUGUGUGCAAGCCAAGGAUGACCUCGCUCGUAGCCUCCAAGCCCAGCGACGGACCGACGAGCCCUGGGCUGAUGUCGUAUGGGUCUGACCCGAGUGCGCUGGACGAUUAUUUGAAUCUGGAUUUAUUUGGCUCGUCGAGGGCGGCUCCCCAGUCCCCUGCGUCGUCCCAUGGUGCGCUGCCCAUCACCCCUGGCACAAGCGCCGAGACACAGACGGACGAGACCAUGGCCUUUGAUGCCUUCAACCCGCUUGACAAGAUGGCUCCGUUUGAUAUGGGCCUGUUGGGCAGCGAUCUCGGCAUGGACCAGUACGGUUCUCUCUUCCAGGACAUGUUUCCCUCCUUUUCCGAGCCUGCCUCUGGGCCCUCUGCGCCUGUCAUUGAUCCCCAGUUGUUUGCUGCCUCGCCACCUUCACUGCCACCGCCUAUCCCGCCACCAGCCCCAGCUGUCCCCGCAUCUGCACCCACACCCGCACCUGAAUUACCUUUGGCGGCUGCUGCGAUCGUGACAGACGAUGAAGACGAUGAAGACGAGGAGAUUGCACCGCUCCCGACUCGCACGCGUAAACCCAAGAAAAACGCGGCCGCAGCAGGCGGCAUUUCCAAGCGUCCGUCGCGCGCCUCGACCCCAGCCAGCGUCCUGCCGUCUUACGUACACUUUGACGAUCCCAAACCCGUUGUCCCUCCCGCCCUCGGCAAAGGCGGAGUCGCAAGCUAUCUCAACGGCGAGCGCAUCGGCAGCCAAGAACCCGACGAGUGGAGACCCACUCCCGAAGAAUACAAAAAGCUCUCCAGCAAGGAAAAGAGGCAACUUCGGAACAAGAUCAGUGCUAGAAAUUUCAGGGUUAGACGCAAAGAAUACAUCACCACACUCGAAUCCCACAUCGCCGAUCGCGACCAGCUCAUCGCCGCUAUUCGCUCCGAGCUCUCAAAUACCCACAACGAGAACACAGAGCUCAGGCGCGAGAUUGAUGCCCUCAAGCGUGCCAUCCAAGAAGGCCGUCUCUCGGCAGCCGACACUGGCCUGCCUCCGCCCCGACCCCUCACUCCCGAGCAGACUGCUACGCCCCCGACUCCCACCACCGCUGGACCGCGUCGUCCGGCCGAACUCACCCGCGCCAACACCCACAAGGAUGUCAGCUCGGAUAACCGCACCAGUUUCUGGGGCGGCGCUGUUGGACACGGCGGUGUUACUUCUGUCCAUACCACACUCAUUCCCGAAGUGUUCCCUCAGCAGUUGUCCGAUAAGCCGCGCAACGUUUCGCCCUCGAGCUCUGGAUCGAGUAGUGCCAGUCCAUCAACGCCUCCCAAUGAAGGCGCGUCUUUUUUCCUGCCCUAUCCGCAUUGUACUAACUGGAUUCGUACAGGCGUAAACAUGAACCCCCUCAUGAACCUUUCUCCACUCUUCUCCUCUUCCAAGCUUCCCAACCCAAACCCCAGUCUGCAGCUUGACGUCAUGGACCAGGCGUUUAACCAACGCACCCUCGAAGGGUUCAGGGCUCAGCUUUGGGGACGGAUGGCCAAGGAGGCUGGUGCCAGGAGUGUUUUGGUCGAACAGCAGCAGCAACAGAGGAGAGAGGAGACGCCGUUGUUCACGCCUUUGGUUGGAGAUAUGCUGUCGCCGCUUUCGUCGCCUCAACAAACGAGCUCAUUGGCAUCGCCCCAGCAAAGCAGCUCGUCGACUUCGCCUCAGCAGACCAUGUCUUCUUCUCCGUCGCUUUCGAUGCUCCACCAGCCUGCUACAACGUUUAAAUCACUGUUCGAUGGCGUGUUCCCGCCGAGUGCCUUGCUUACGGCGCAGUCGUCUGCGCAGCAAUCGUCUUCUUCGCCUGCGCUUGGACAACAGUCUUCGCCUUCUCUCUCGCAGCAGUCUUCGCCUAACCCAGCUCAACAACAGCCACAGCAACAAUCGUUUGUUCCCGCGCCGGCACUGCUGCAAGCAUCCAGCUUUGGCGCUGGCUUCCUCGGCUCGCAGUCGGCUUCAAACUCGGCGUUUACUCAGAGCACCGCGUCAAUGCAGGCUCGUGCGAUGUUGCAGGCCCAGUGGUUGGCUCUGCAGCAGGCCAGGCAGCAGAACGCGUCCUCUUCCCCUUCUUCCUACUCGCCCUCUUCUUCUUCCUCUUCUCAGCAGCCCAUGUCUUCGUCUUCUGCCCAGCCCGCAUCCUCGAGCACACAACGCGAGUCGUAUCUCGCCCAGUUUGCACAGGCCGCCGCGGUGCAUCAGCAACAGCAACAACAGCAACAACAGCUGGCACAGGUACAGUUGUCGGGUCUUGCGGCUGGCGUGCGACCUGCGUACUUUACCUCGGCCAAGGACAAGAACAGUUGGGGAAGAGAGCAAACCACCACCGCGGGACUCGGACUCGGACUGGGAAUCGACAAACAAACCCUGCCCGCGCUCUCGGACAAAAAGGGAACGACACCACAGCAAGCGGCGCUUGCAGCCUCGCUCGCGUCACAGACCCUGCUCCAGCGCAUGGGCUCCGCGUUCUGGGACGCCUUUUCGACCGGUCCGUCCCGCGACGUCGACACGAACAAGGUCCGCCGCGUUUUGGAGGGUAAAGCGAUCGUCAAGGUCGUCGAUGUCGAUGGGCUCGAUGGGCUCGAGGAGAAGAUGCGCGGGAUGAGUGUGGGUGUGGGUAGUACGGGUGGAGGAGGUGGAGUGUUUGGGAAUUUGAGAGGGAAAAAGUAG